CUUGUGUAGGGAGGACUGUUGCGCCGUUCUCCGGUUACGAGAUUAUCAACGUCAGCUGUGGAAAGAAUCUUUGCGAGGGAGCCAACACUAAUACGAAAAAAACAAAAACAAAAGAAUUAAGGAUGAGCCGCGCGUGUUAUCUCAACUCACAGAGGAAGGCUGAGCUUGUCUCAGCUCCCGUGGAUGAGAGAGCCCUGGUAGCUGAGCCUGGCCUGGUAGCCUAGUCAUCCAAGCCUCGUCCAUGUGGCACAUUGUCGACCUUCUGUUGCAUGUCACACCAGCUGACCUGCUCAAUGGGUUCUUCACCGUCUUGGUGAUUUUUUUUAUACUGUUGACACUGUUGUUGCUGCCAUCCCUUAUGAGAUUACUCUAGACCUCAGGUCGACGCGCUCUCGCGGGGCUUCCGAGUCCUGGAUGUGUUGUGGAGCAGUGUGUUUCACGUUCUGUAUUUCGUGUGAAAAUUUGAACGGAAACGACAAACUAUGGAAAAUUUCGGAUGCCUUGGCAAUACUAAUAAAACACAGACACUUGUAUGUUUAUAAAAAAACGUUGUUGUUGCCUAAAUUGGCAACAGAGAUAUGGCUGGACCCAGAGUUCAGAAAUAAGACCGAUCCCCGUGCACACAGAAGGCUGAAUAGAGUUCAGAAAAUCGAACCCAGAGAUAACAAGACUGAGCCCAGAGACCACUGAGGUUAGGUUAGCCUCUUUUCAAUAAGUUACACUGGCGACACUUGUCCGUGGCGAGUCCCAGGAGACAGUCUGGCUGCAUUCAACCACCUCUUGAGUCUGCAGCCUCGCUCGCCACCCAGAUAAAACAAAUCUUGAGUGACGUGGUGACUCCCCGCCUCCCUCAGGGCGCCCAGGGCCUGUUCAUACACGGCUCGUCCCUUGUCCAUGCACGGCUCGUCCCUUGUCCAUGCACGGCUCGUCCCUUGGCUCGCCCCUUGUCUAUGCACGGCACGUCCCUAGGCCAUGCAUGGCUCGCCCCCUGCACGAGGCUUGUUAUGAAAAAUUCAUAUUUGUUAAGGGUCUCUCGGGAACCUGGGUGGUGACUGGCAGCUUGUUGCUCGACCCUUCAUGCACUGAAUGAGAAUGUUACUCUGGAAGCUCAUUAACGAAAACUGAAAUGAAAUUGUGUGAAGACUGUUCUCGUGGCCUAUAAUGAGCAGUAUAAUUUUGACGAGGUACUUCAGCCAGAGAAAGAUGAAUGAGCAAGGGAGACCAAAGUUUCAUUUGGUGGUUUUAAUGAAUACGACUGUAUAAGAAUUUGAUUAAUAUUCUAGUGCAGACUAGCAAUUCCCCACUCCAGUCAAGCAUAAAAGCUGUUCCAUUUAUCGGUGGCAGUAAAUUUUGUACCUCCUGGGGUGGAUGUGUGAGGGGAGGCGAUUUACUCUCCCUGAAAGUGGCCUAACAGAACCAAUCACAUGAGAGAACCGAGAGCAGCUGGAGACAAAGGAGAACCAGGGAGGUGUAAUGUCCCUGCUUCAAGUUAACAGCUGCUGGUCGAUGGAGUCCUAACGCAUUUGCUUCCUUCCAUAACACGCAGAUUCACAGUAAACAAAAUAAGAAUAAUGUAGCUGAACUGCUUAUGAGGAAUCGAUUUUUUUUUACCGGGGGCUUUAAUCUUGGAACAGGAGGGGAACGGAGGGUAAAAUAAACAAACGAUAUUGAUUAAAAAAUUAGAAGUCUGCAAAUCUCGAAGACACUGUGCGAUGAUGAGGAAAUGCAGAGUAAAGGAGAUGUGGAAUAAGAUGAGGACGUGCAGUAAGAGGUGACUUGUCGGAACAAACGAGGAUUGGGAUGCGUCAACCAUGAAGUAACUCGGCUUUCCCCUCUCCCUCUUUCAACUCCCCCAACACUCCCUUCCAUCAGAAUGAGGGGAAGAACGAGGGAAGCAGUAAGUGAUAAUUCAUUGGGGGAGAACUGAUGAGUAGGUCCCACUGGAUGACGAAUUGUGAGUGGCUGUUGUCAGGAUACAACACGUAUGACUGCGCUACCAUUGACACAUGCACAUUUGCUCAAACCCGAGUGCUAAUUUUUAAGACAGUAUUCUUUAGAAUUUCUACUGAAAAGAAAUAUUUAAGCUAUCAGUUAUGCAUAAAAGGUUGCCAUAGCUGAUGCUCGGCACGGGUAUGCCCAUCCUCCUACAAAAGGACUCAGAAAAAACAGUUAGGGCAUUUAAUACUUCAGCGUCAAACGUGAGACGAGGCCACUCUAGCCCUCACCCCCUCGUCCUGCACCUCAUGCCCCUCCUGGGUAAACUAACCGUGGAAACUUGAGAAGGAAUAAUGAUGAGCAUCUCUGAAAGGAUCUGAGUGCGUCCCCCCCCCCCCCUAUGGGACCUGUUAGAUCUCAGGCCAGUGUGUGCUAGACUCAUUUGAGGUUCAUUUGGAAGCUCCGAAAGAUUUUCUUGAUUUAAACCUGAUGAGGAAAUGAUGUUUGCAGUUCCUCUCGGUCCGUUUGAGGUCCAUUUAAAAGACGGACCAGGGUUUAAGGUGAAGACUUGUGAGUGACAGUAAUACGUGUGCCGAGGUGAAAAGGGAUAAAGUGAAGCUAAUCUUAGGAGGGACCCCGGACACACGUCUCUGCUCCACUCUGGUGGAGAGCUCAUCCAACACCAACCCAAGUCACUGCUUUAGCACGAAGGUUACAUAACCACCCAUUCCCGGCGUAAUUUAGGUUGGGUAAAUCAUUGUUUGUAUGUGCUAGAUCACGUAAACAAACAGCGUUAUCACCAGUUGAAGACCAUUGUAAUCUCACGGUGUGACAAGGUGGAAAGUGGACAUCAUUACUGAUAACUAAUUUCAAGAACUAGCAGUCUUUUGAGACCCUGGAAUGAUGGGGAAUUCAACAUGGCAUCUGUUGAAGAUACUGGGCGGAAUAACAACAUUAUAUUGAGAGAAUAUUGAGAACACAAUAGCUAGGAGUCUCCCCUCAUUCGCUGCGCCUAGCAACCCUCCUGUCCUCCCCCUCGACAGGGGAGGGAACAGUCCUCCCAUGCCAGCAGGGUGUUCCAUCCACGGCUGCCGGGAUAGACUGGUAUUGCGUGUGAGAAGUGAAUACUGAUGUCUGUUGUGGAGGUCCGAGAUUGAAUGUUGGUGUCAUCUGCUGAUGUCAGGCCUCCACUGUAGAUGAUGACUACCAUUGAAGUGCUCUUGUGGCUGCUCUGAAUAGCAAAGCACAAAGACAGGCUAGUAAAUUGUUCACUAUUACUAAGUUGAAGCCAUCAUCGUAGCUUGAGGCACAUACAGAGACGAACUUGUAUUGUACAAGGAAAGUCUUAACCACGCUGUUAGUCACGCAGUCUGCCUUAGGAGGUCAAUGUUUUUAAGUUGGGUUGCCUUGAACCGACGAGGUACUGCGACGUGUGUCGUACGACGCGUGUCCAGCCAACAUGGGUAAUAGGCUCCAACCACUUGCCCGUAGGCGAUCUGUUUCCUACUGAUCAGGUAGGUUGUUUUGUGCCGUGUGGGCAGCCACCAUGGCGCCUAUGUUCUGCACUAAGCUUUUCAGCUGGAGCAAGUCUGGGAAGGGCAAGAAGGACAGUGGGUCAAGGCCGCCCUUAGACACUGUCUUUCCUGAGCCCCAAGAUGAGGGUGAGGCGUGCCCAUACUGGACCCACGUGCAGUGCAACCCCCCGCCCCACAACAACUCUUCACGCCCACACACACCAACCCACGUGCCCCUGCUGCCCGCUCAUCAUCCAGGCAGCCCGGUCCACCACCAGCCUGGUUCCCGCAGCCCAGCCUCGCACCGGCGGGCGGCCCACGCCCGCAGCCACCAGGUGAAGUGUGGUCAUGAAGUACCUUACUAUAACACCACCUACAACAGUCCCUACCACAGCCCUCAUCACAGCCCUGGACCCAAUAGCCCGGUUAACCACAGCCCAGUGCACUUCAGCCCCAUACACCAUCCCUCCAAUCACUGUAGCCCUGGACCAAACAGCCCGGUGCCCAAUGCCCAAGGGUACAACAGCCCAGUACAUCACGCUUCAGGGUAUAACAGCCCAGUACAUCAUACUCCCGGGUACAAUAGUCCUGUGCCCCUCGCCUCUGGGUACAACAGCCCGGUACCCCACGCUCCAGGAUACAACAGUCCGGUACAUCAUACUUCAGGGUACAAUAGCCCUGUACCCCUCGUUUCUGGGUACAACAGCCCGGUUCCGGCGACCUCGGGGUACAAUAGCCCUGUACAUCACCGGGGAUACGUGUUGGAGAGUAACUACUGCCAACCACUCCCCCCACCACCACCACAACGACCUCCUCCACCACUACCCGCCCACGAAGGUAAUGUCUCGGAAGUUUGUCACACUAUUUCUUCUUGAAUAACUCCAUCAUUUUUAUUAUUUCUUCUUCUUC
Messenger RNA from Cherax quadricarinatus, 4358 nucleotides. Lineage: Eukaryota; Metazoa; Arthropoda; Malacostraca; Decapoda; Parastacidae. The record is from RefSeq and is a predicted model, not a curated record.